Coffea eugenioides is the source of this 1405-nucleotide messenger RNA. RefSeq lists its product as uncharacterized. The record is from RefSeq and is a predicted model, not a curated record. Bases 107 to 664 code for a protein of 185 amino acids. The transcript has a single exon. NCBI's taxonomy places the organism in Eukaryota, Viridiplantae, Streptophyta, Magnoliopsida, Gentianales, Rubiaceae.
UCUUCUGAGUCUAGCACAAAAAAAAAAGUAGUAAUUCGUCUCAAACAGUUGAUCAAGAAAACCAAACUUGAAUCCUCUUAUAAAAAGCAUCCAUCAAACAUCUAAGAUGCUGAAGGACAUACGAUUGAAUCUCUCAUCUUCCAAUCAAUAUUCAAGGACAUUUCCUUACAAUUGCAACAAAUCAAAGACUAAUAGCAGGAAUUGCAAGAACUCUGUGGAAAGUAGUUCUGCUCAAAAGAACCAGGAAUUCAUCUGUGACACAAGCUACCACCAUUCAAAUUGUUUUGAUCAGUUCUGUAAAUUGCAUGGGUUAUCCCCAUCAAAAUCAACUUCCACUGAUCAACCAAACGGGUCUUUUCCUUGUGGAAACAGACGGGUUCUUGAACUUGUGUGCCCUCUUUCUCGGGGAAACAUCAGUGGUUGGAUUGUGGUACAAGGUGCUCGCACGUACAUGAACUCGGGAACACGGGGUUGUGCUCUGGAAUCUUGUGAUUUUUCUGGGAAUUAUGAUGAAUUAAGGAAACAUGCUAGGAUUCAACAUCCAUGGGUGAGGCCUACGGAGGCAGAUGACGAGAGGCAGUCUGUUUGGGAUCGUUUGGAGCAGAAUGUUAAUAGGCAGUAUGAAUUUAUGAAUCAAUACCUCUACAAUGGAACUUCCACCUGAAUCCAUAUCAAAAUUACCAAAUUCAGACACCUAUCAUGUCACCGUAUGAUAGGAUUGCUGAAGUUCAGUACACUACAACUCUUACUUACUGAAAUUUGGCAGCAGGAUGUUCGUCGAAGAAGUGUUCAAGACAUUGCAGCUGGAGUACAAAUUGCAAUUCUAGGUCAUUUUAUUAGCUUGUAGAGACACCCAAAUAUAUUCUGUAAAGAAUAGUUAUACCUAAUAACGUAUUUGUAUUCUGCAAUCAUCUUUUGUUUUUCCCCACUAGAGAAGGAAAGAGUGAAUUAGCUAAGGCUCUCAUAGGCUACCCCAGAAACAUCAGGAAAACAAUUUUUCCCUACAUCAGUUGGUCACUUCGUCUUUGAUAACAUUCUUGUGGAGUGUGAAAUUUGAAGCUUCAAAUCUCUAAACUAAACUACCAAAACUCUAGAUAUGCAAACAGAGAGACUAUCAUUAGCCAAUAUUGUUGUCCUCAAUAUGUCCUUAAAACGAAACCUAACAGCAAAGGACAGCAAUAAAGAACAAUCAGGCUCUGUCUUCUUUAAAAAUGUAAAUGGAUUUUGCUUAUUUUUCACUACAUAUUGACAUCAUCUCUCUUCUGAUAUACCACAGUGCAAAUUAUCCAAAGUGAAUUUUAAAGAUCCUGCAAUUUUUCGAAACUGAAAUUUGCUGCAUUUAGUAAAAUGCUACCAAAAUCAUGCAACACACCAGAAAGGGGGGGGGGGGGCUCAGGAGAGAAAC